AUGGGCUCUCAGGCAGCCACAUUUAAAGAAGUUUUCUCAGUCUGUGACUGUGAGGCCAAAACUUUUGACUUCUCAGAGGUGCAGUGUAUCAGAGAACCCUUACUUUUGAACGCACCCACGUUAUCAGCACUUCCCUCAAAGAAAUACUUAGAGGGAUUUAUUGCAAGAUAUAAACAGGGAGCAAUAAACCCACUGUCUGCCUUGCAUCAGUUUGCACAAAUGCUCCAUGUACAGCUUGAAUUGAAAGAAACUGGUGUUGCAGGCAAUAUCAUAAGGCCUUAUUUUGCCUUUUGUGCUGUGUUAGAUGGUAUUUACUACAAGACUGGACUGGGAAAAAACAAGAAGGAGUCUAAAUUAAAUGCAGCAAAACUAGCUCUUGAUGAGCUACUUGACGUGGAGUAUACAGGGACAAAGGCUUUUGAAAAGUCGGGAUCACAGUUUAUGUAUCAAAAACUUUCACGAAUGCUUGAACAAGUAUUUAACAGCCUGACUGCCAAAUAUCCUGAGUACAAAAGUUGUGGCAGUUCGCUGGCUGCCUUCAUCAUUGAAAAAGAUGGACAGCAUGAAGUGGUAGCUAUAGGAACUGGAGAAUGGAACUGCAGCCAGUGCAUGCAACCUUAUGGGAGAGUGUUGCAUGACAGCCAUGCUGUCGUCGUUGCAAGGCGCUCUCUACUUAGUAAAAAUCCAGCGAAGACAGAGAGAUCCAUAUUUUGCACAGCACCAGACUCGAAACUGCUUACACUGAAGCAAAAUACAAGUAUUUUUCUCUACAUGAAUCAGCUGCCAAAAGGAACUGCUCAAUUAAAAUCACAGGUAUGUCUCAAUCCACAGUCUCUAUCUGCUUAUGAAGCUAAUGAAGAGCUAAGUCUCCAUGUUGCUAUAGAAGGGAAGAUUUACCUGACUGUUUGUUGCUCACCUGAAACCAUUAGAGCAAGCAGUAUGUCAGCUAGUGACAAAUUAACAAAAUGGGAAGUGGUUGGUGUUCAAGGAGCACUGCUGAGUCAUUUCAUUGAGCCAGUUUAUAUCAACAGUAUUCUUGUAGGAAAUGGAAAUUGCGAGAAUACAAAAGGGCUAGAAAUAACUAUAAGACAGCGUGUUGACGAUGCACUUACAUCAAAGCUUCCCAUGCCAUAUCUGGUCAACAGAUCUCAUACUUACUUGGUCAGUGCUGCACAGCCAGUUCAAAAAGAGGUUAGGCAGAGUUCUCUUAGUUUGAAUUGGUUGUUGUCAGAUGUAUCACUGGAGGUUGUGGAUGGAUUAAAUGGAAAAACCACGGAAAGUUCACCAUUCAGAAGUGGCAAUCACAUGGCAAGUCGCCUCUGCAAGGCGGCAAUGUUUAGUCGUUUCAGAUUGCUCGCGAAGGAAGCAGAACGGAAUGAUUUGCUUCAAGUUGCAAAGUACCACGAAGCUAAGAUUCAAUCUGAAUUGUACCAAGAAGCCAAAAACUUAUUCCACAGCUACUUGGAGCAACAUGGUUAUGGACCCUGGAUUGUGAAGUCUCUGCAAAUGGAGCAGUUCAGUGGCUGA
This is a messenger RNA of Mesitornis unicolor (brown roatelo), 1527 nucleotides long. It is a transcript of the gene ADAD1, whose product is annotated as adenosine deaminase domain containing 1 (testis-specific). Gene Ontology annotation, cellular component: nucleolus; cytoplasm. NCBI's taxonomy places the organism in Eukaryota, Metazoa, Chordata, Aves, Mesitornithiformes, Mesitornithidae. The record is from RefSeq and is a predicted model, not a curated record. Gene Ontology annotation, biological process: adenosine to inosine editing; RNA processing. Bases 1 to 1527 code for a protein of 508 amino acids. The transcript has 10 exons. Gene Ontology annotation, molecular function: tRNA-specific adenosine deaminase activity; double-stranded RNA adenosine deaminase activity; double-stranded RNA binding.